Molecule: messenger RNA, 2406 nt
Organism: Sebastes umbrosus (honeycomb rockfish)
Lineage: Eukaryota; Metazoa; Chordata; Actinopteri; Perciformes; Sebastidae
Gene: ess2
Product: ess-2 splicing factor homolog
Exons: 10
Coding region: 246-1673 (475 amino acids)
Cellular component (GO): catalytic step 2 spliceosome
Source: RefSeq, a predicted model, not a curated record
AAUACGUACUGCGUUGUUUGUACGCUGGUGCUGAAGUUAGCCGACGGUAACUAAUGUUUGAGCUCUCUAACUGGUUAACGUUACAGUCAGUGACGUUCACCUAGUUUUAACUGUCUAGGUAUAUACUAUAUACUUUAAAUACUUAAACCGUGUUUCUCAAGUACAAACGCCGCCUUCCGUUUCCGUUUAGUCGGUGUUUGUUGUUGAGGACUAGCCGUUAGCAUAGCAGGCUAACCUGCUCUACAAUGGAGGGCAGCGCCAGCGUGAGGAAAGCUCUGUCCGGGACUCUGGUCCCUAUGACGGUCUCUACGGUGGCUCUCCUACAACAACAACCAGAGGAGGACGACAAGGGGAAGAAGCACAGGAAGGUCCUCGAUGAAGAGGUGUACCUUGAGAGUUUAGAGAAGAUCAUCCAGAGGGACUUCUUCCCAGAUGUCACUAAACUGCAAGCACAGAAAGACUAUCUUGACGCGGAGGACACUGGUGACCUGGAGAGAAUGAGAGAGAUAUCCAUCCGAUAUGGAUCAUCUUUGACUAAAUCUACACCACGGUCUACUGCACCCUAUGUGACGCCAGCAAGCUUUGAGACACCAGUGGGCCGCUCAGGGUCUCCCUCCUCCAUACAUGGUAAUAAAGGUUUAGAUGGCGAGAGCAAGGAUGGUGACAAGGAAGAGAAAGAGCUGCCCUGUCUGGAUCGCUUCCUUGCUAAAAAUACCAGUGAGGAUAAUGCAUCAUUUGAGCAGAUUAUGGAUCUGGCAGAAGACAAGGAGAAGCUGAGGCAUUCCUGGUUAUAUGAAGCUGAGGCUGAAUACAAGCAGCGCCAUGAUGAGAACCUUGCAUUACCAUCAGUAGAGAAAGCAGCUCUUGAAUGUGUCAAAGCUGGACUUGAGACAUGGGAGUACAAAGCGAAGAAUGCCUUGAUGUAUUAUCCAGAGGGUGUUCCAGACGAUGAUGCUCUAUUUAAGAAGCCAAGGGAGGUAGUUCACAAGAACACACGCUUUGCUGGAGACCCGUUCAGCAAAGCUCUCAACAAAAGCCAGAUUCAGCAGGCUGCUGCCCUUAAUGCACAAUUCAAACAGGGUAAAGUGGGCCCCGAUGGGAAAGAGCUCAUUCCGCAUGAAUCCCCAACAGUGAAUGGAUAUGGCUUUGAAAGUAUGCCAUCUCCUGCACCUGGUUUAACUGACUCGCCUUUGAUGACCUGGGGUGAGAUCGAGAGCACCCCAUUUCGUCUGGAUGGAUCGGACUCCCCAUAUGUUGAGAGGAAUCAUGGUCCAUCCUUUAAGAUUCCAGAACCAGGAAGACGAGAGAGACUGGGUUUAAAGAUGGCCAAUGAAGCUGCCGCUAAAAACCGUGCAAAGAAACAGGAGGCAUUGCGAAAGGUCACGGAGAACCUUGCAAGUCUUACGCCUAAAGGUCUGAGCCCGGCCCUCACCCCCGCCCUGCAGAGGCUCGUAAAUCGGACAUCCAGCAAAUACACGGACAAAGCUCUACGAGCGAGUUACACCCCGUCGCCCUCCGAUAGAGUCUGCAAGAGUCCCUUCGGUGGCCCGGCCACUCCCACAGGAACGCCAACACCAACCAAAGCCAAGACGCCUGGCUCUCAGGACCUCACAUCACUCACAGACAAUCUGCUGCAACUUCCCAAGAGACGGAAAGCCUCAGACUUUUUCUAAGUAAGAGAAGCUGUUCUCUGCUGGGAUUGUACAAAAAUCAGACAUAUUAUAAUGUGGAGAAUUACGAACUGUCCAGAUCCCGGUUUCUCCAAUUAAAGAGCACAUCUUUCAGCUGGAUGUCUGGAUAAAGAAAUGCACAGAGGACUGAAGAAUUUCUAAGGAUUUAUGUGUUACAUUUUUGAGCAGAUGGGUUAAAGUACAUCCCUGUGAAAUACAGUGUCCAAAUUCUAUUUAAUUACUUCUUGUUAAUCUUAUUUUUUAUAUUUAGUUUUAUCCCAAAUACAAGGUUUCAUAGAUUUGUGUACAGUUGUUUCCACUCUAACAAAGGUUUGUUAUCCCUACCACACAGCCACCUACCCAGCAGCACAUGCUUAAAUGAUGUUAAUAUAAUUAUAAUCCAGUAGCUGUUUCUGAGAAUCACACAUGCAAGAAAGAUUUCAACGCACAGCAUCCAAUAGCUGUCACCCAGCUCUCCUUAUAUGCUGUCAUGACAUUUCAAUGUUUGUCUUUGCAUCAUAGAAAUUACUCAAACCCAACGUCAAACUAUUGUGUUAAUGUUAAAAAUGGGGAAAAAAAGACACAAGGCUUCAGUUAGACAGCUCACUGAUAGUCAGUGUAAAUGAUGUUUCAUUUUGCACUAUAUGGGAAAAAUAUACAGGCAGAGUUGGGCUCAGCAUCAUAAAUCUGUACAACCGUUUUCUUAAAAUCUGUAAUAAAAUUUUUGACAAAAAAA